AGAAAAGGGGGUUGAAGGUGGAGGUGGUGGUUACGCAGCAGAAAGAACAUUUGGAAUCGAAAGAAGAGUCAGUUAUGGGCGGUGCAUUGUGGGGGACGCGCGUGAUGGAGAUCGUGAAGAAGCAUGACUCCGGUGGACUCGUUUGGAAGAGAAUUAAACUCACCACCACCCGGAAGGCCAACGCCAAGAAGCGACUCCUCCGCGUUUGGCAGAAUGAAGCUGUCCUGAAAGCAUGUUCUGAAUCUGCUCCCGCUCCUAUUCCUACCACUGCCAACAACUCCUGACGGAAGCUUGUUUCUCGUCACUUAAUCCAUUUUUCACUCCAAAACCAAUUUGUAACCCCCAAACAUCCUACUCCAUCUCUACUUUUAUAAACUGUUUUGUAAUCUGUGGUUCUUAAUAUAUUUUGGUAGUUAUUCUUACUGAUUUAGAUUCUAAUGCUAUUAUUAUCGUCUUU
Vigna unguiculata (cowpea) is the source of this 457-nucleotide messenger RNA. RefSeq lists its product as uncharacterized. NCBI's taxonomy places the organism in Eukaryota, Viridiplantae, Streptophyta, Magnoliopsida, Fabales, Fabaceae. The record is from RefSeq and is a predicted model, not a curated record.